AUGAAUAAGGCAAUCACGACGGCAUAUGAUGUCCAUUCCAAAAUACUGGAGGAAAUAGCUGGGGAUCACUUUCACAUCGGCUUCUAUGACUCUAGCACCAUUAUCCCAGGUUCUGACGUCCAUUCUGCUCAGACUCGUACAAUUGAGGCGGCCCUUCGUUUUGCCUCUGCAUCAGAGGAUCCAUCUAAGAAACCAAGAAACAUACUUGAUGUUGGCUCCGGUAUUGGUGGCAGCACCAGGUACCUAGCAAGCAAAUAUGAUGCUCAAGCUAAAGGCAUCACCCUAAGCCCUGUUGAGGCCGAAAGAGCUCGCGUUAUAACUGCUUCCCAAGGCUUAGAAAGCCAGUUGUGUGCUUGGUCAACUUUGGGGGCUUUUGUGUUUGUGCUUCAGAGUUCAGACGUGUAUUUGUAUAUUCAUCGUAUAGUUGUAGUUGCUUGA
Messenger RNA from Coffea eugenioides, 438 nucleotides. Its product is annotated as probable tocopherol O-methyltransferase, chloroplastic. The transcript is spliced from 3 exons. The record is from RefSeq and is a predicted model, not a curated record. The coding region runs from base 1 to 438 and encodes 145 amino acids. NCBI's taxonomy places the organism in Eukaryota, Viridiplantae, Streptophyta, Magnoliopsida, Gentianales, Rubiaceae.